UGGCGUGAUGACCAUGAGCGAGUAGCAUACAACCAGAGAGUGAGUCGAUUACGGAAACAUGAAUAUCCCAUGCUUAGAGGCUUGACAUACCUUGAUCAUGGCGGAACCACUCUUGCGUCAAGAUCGUUGAUGCAGUCCUUUUGCAGUGAGAUGCAGUCUACGCUUCUUGCAAAUCCACACUCAGAUGCCUCUAAUCCUAGCAAUACUGCCAUCAUGGUAGAGAAGACGAGGCGUGAGGUGCUGAGGAUGUUCAACGCCGAUCCGGCUCAUUUCGAUGUUGUGUUCACAGCGAAUGCAACUGCAGCUACCAAACUCGUCGCAGAAGGUUUCUCUGGAUUUAGAGACAGCUUUGAUUACUUCUAUCAUCGCAACAGUCAUACGAGUUUGGUUGGUGUCCGCGAACUGGCUUUUCACAGCCACUGCUUUGCCUCCAAUGAAGAGGUAUCUGACUGGCUCGCCGGCGCGCGUGAUAGCUUCCGUGACCCACAACGGCCGGUAUUGUUUGCCUAUCCAGCACAAUCAAACAUGAAUGGUGAACGGCUUCCGUUGGACUGGGCAGGAAAGUUACGCUCCUCAAUCAAUCACCAGAAUGCAUACACUCUGCUUGAUGUUGCUGCUUUAGUAUCAACUACCCCUUUGGAUUUGGGCGACCAUUCCCUUGCCCCUGAUUUUGUUACACUUUCUUUCUAUAAAAUAUUUGGUUUCCCCGACCUUGGAGCUUUGAUCGUUCGUAAAGCUGCAGGCCACGUCUUCGACCACCGAAGGUAUUUUGGAGGCGGAACGACAGAGAUGACGACAUGUUUUGGGGAUGCUUGGGUGGCAUUAAAGGAUUCAAGCUUGCAUGCCCGGUUGGAGGAUGGGACUAUCGCAUUCCGAAGCAUACUUGCCUUAAAGUUUGCUAUCACAACACAUCAUGAGCUAUUCGGUGGGCUUGAACAGGUAUCCAAACACACGGGCUGGCUCGCCAAUCAGUUGUAUCAGCGUCUCGUUAACUCCAAACACUCGAACAAUAUGCCAGUAUACCGGAUAUACAAAUCGGCGGAUUCGAGCUACGACGAUCCACAAACGCAAGGUGCAACCAUAGCUUUCAACGUUUGUAGGAGUGAUGGAUCGUACGUCGGUCCGUGGCAUGUCGGCUCCUUCCUUCGGAAACAUGCGAUCCAUGUUCGUACAGGCACUUUGUGCAAUCCUGCUGGAAUAUCGUGUGCAUUGAAGCUAAAUUCUGAGUGGCUGCGUAUGGCCUUUGAGAGUGGCUAUCGGUGCAACACGGAGCUCGACAUCGUUGAAGGGAUACCUGUUGGUGUGGUAAGGAUUACAUUUGGGGCUACGAACACCAUUGAGGAUGUUGAGAAGCUGUUUAGCACUCUUUCCCAACACAUCCUUCAGGAGGAAGAUCAUCUCCAGACUGUGGAAAGAAAAUGUAUAGGGAAGAAGGACUCCGUCAUGGGAUAUAGGGAAAGCAAGGCAAUAAUGGAAGACCUUGAAGUUCAGCCGAAGGCUAUGCAUGUUGGAGAUGCUAAGCCUACUAAAGAUGUUUCGCCUAGAGUCAGGGGUAGACUCUAUAGCCUGAGGAGACUAUUGGGACGUUGUCGCGAUACAAUAUUGUAAGGCGAAUGAGAUGUGUGACCAGUAAUGCAAUUCGGCUACCCAAAACGACGGUUAGAUCCGAGGAGUUACAAUUGUGCGUUACAGCACGGUGAGUGUCAUAAAUGCGACC
Molecule: messenger RNA, 1717 nt
Organism: Bipolaris sorokiniana ND90Pr
Lineage: Eukaryota; Fungi; Ascomycota; Dothideomycetes; Pleosporales; Pleosporaceae
Exons: 3
Coding region: 70-1608 (512 amino acids)
Biological process (GO): molybdopterin cofactor metabolic process
Molecular function (GO): molybdenum cofactor sulfurtransferase activity
Source: RefSeq, a predicted model, not a curated record